Messenger RNA from Staurois parvus, 532 nucleotides. The record is from the annotation of a GenBank genome assembly. NCBI's taxonomy places the organism in Eukaryota, Metazoa, Chordata, Amphibia, Anura, Ranidae.
AACUGUCCCUGUUGUGUUCACUGACCACCUGUGUCCUGAACUGUGCCUGCUGUGUGCACCGACCACCCGUGUUCUGAACUGUCCCCAGUGUGUGCACCGACCACCCGUGUCUUGAACUGUCUCGGUUGUGCGCACAGACCACCGGGGUUAUGCACUGCCCUACUACACACCUAGACUACCCUUACUUGAACCACCCCAUGGCGUGUCCGGAGUAUAGCUACCUGUGGUGCCCCUGAGUGCUUGAGCCAUCGCUACCCGUUGAGUCCCCGUGAACCCAAUGUUCCUAGAAAGCUGGGUGGGAGCUGUGCUGAGGCCAGACUCCACAGCUAGAGUCCCGUUGAGUCCCCAAGACCCCUGCCCAGGGGCAGAUUGCCGCCUGUUGCCGAGGCCCCUGCCCAGUGGUAGGUUGCCACCUGUUGCUCGAGACCCCUGCCCAGGGGUAGAUUGCCGCCUGUUGCCCGAGGCCCCUGCCCAGAGGGAGCUCGGCUGAGGCCCCAAGCCUAGGAGGAGAUUGCCUGCCUGUCGCCGAAGA